GCCCCUGAUUAAUGCCUCGUUCCCAUUCCCCCGUCCCUAGGUCUGCUCCACCCCGCCGCCGCUCGUUCCGCCGCCGCCCAGCGCCAUGUCCGCCGCCGCUAGCUCCUCUGCGGUGAAGCGCCACGGGAGGAAGAUGCUUGGUCCAUCGCCGGCAUCCAUGGCCUUGGCAGCGUCGUAUCCACCGCUGGCAUCUUCACCGAGGACAGUAGCUCAUUCGGUGCAGCCGCCGGCGGGGAUGCUGCCGUUGGUACCUUGCCCUAGCUGCGGCAUUCGGUCUACAAUUCGUCUUGUGUCAAAAUCGGAGACAAAUCCUGGCAGGAUUUUCUACAAGUGCCCCAAUCAUCAUAUUCCACCAAAUCCUUGCCAACAUUAUUACUGGGAAGAUGGACCAGACAACUAUUUUGAUUUUUUGGUGAGAGGUGGGUACAUCAGCCAUGGAUUGAGCAGUUUUGAUUCGGCUGGUGUCAUUGCAAGUGAAGUGAUAGAAGUGCAAGAGGAAUGUGCAGGAGCAAUGCAGAGCACUGUUGAGACUGUGAUGAAUGCGGAUGUACUGAAGAAGAUGAAUGAGCUUAUUUUUCUUUGUAAGAGUAUUCUCAGUGCACUUGUUGUAUUGAUUGCAGUAGUGGUGUAUGUAGGUUUUAAGAAGUGA
Molecule: messenger RNA, 649 nt
Organism: Hordeum vulgare subsp. vulgare (domesticated barley)
Lineage: Eukaryota; Viridiplantae; Streptophyta; Magnoliopsida; Poales; Poaceae
Exons: 2
Coding region: 86-649 (187 amino acids)
Molecular function (GO): zinc ion binding
Source: RefSeq, a predicted model, not a curated record